AUGAAACCCUCAGCAGCAGUAAUAUCCCAUGCCCUGGCCGCGGCUGUCUCGGCGCAGGCGCAGGAUACACUAGGCCUGUCAAGCGGCUACAAGAACAUAUCGACCGCCAAUUUCGACUUCAGCCUCGUGCAGGACUCGCAGGUCCUCGCUUCUAUUCGGCCAAGUGGACAAGACUUUGACUUUUCGCCGUCGCAAUUUCUCGAGUACCGUGUAGCCAACGGCCAGUAUCACGUUGGUGACAUUAACUUCCGGUACAGAGUAUCUGGAAACGGCGAGUGGAUUGACGCGAGCACCGCCUCAUCGCGAAAGCCCGUUGAAGAAAUCUCGCCGACUUCGGCACUCAGCGAGGCGGAUCUUACCGGCACGCUGCCUGACUCAUUCCCCCUCGAGGUGACGCGCAGGUGGACCGACGUUGACGGCGAUCUAGGGUUGAUCUUUACCAUUACAAACCCUCAAAGUCAAUCCGUUGAGCUAGGAAGUCUCGGGCUUCCACUUGAAUUCAACAGCAUUUUCUUCAAUUAUACCGCUGAAGAAGCGCUAGCCAAAUGCUCGCUCAUCGAUCCGUACAUUGGCCUCGGGGGAGGUUACGUCCAGGUAUCGCCGACCAGCGGAACCGGUGCCGCGCUGGUGAUCACUCCUAUUGGCGACACGCCAUUCGAGGCGUGGAACUUCCUCAACGAACCAACGGACGGCGCGCUCCCGUAUCACAGUCAGGUGUUUGAGGGGUUCUAUGAAUGGCAGACACUCACCAAGGCCCAUGCCGAGAACGAAUGGGCGGGCGUUGAGCCGUGGAAUGAACCAACAUCAAAGGUCCUCGAGCCAGGGAGUAGCUGGACAGUCGGGCUGCGUCUAUCUCUGGUCAAAGACGGAGUUCGUGGGAUUGGAGAUAUUGUCGAGGCCACAGGCACACCGUAUGCUGUUGGCGUCCCGGGGUACAUUAUCCCGGCAGACCUGGAGGCGUCACUGUACUUGUUCACCAACAAGACUGUGGCUGAUAUGACGACGACACCAGCCCAGGCGUUUAAGAUGACUAAAGGCCACUCGGACAAUCUCUGGAAACUCCAGCCACAGCCGGGGGUUUGGGGCCGUGUCCGAUUGACGGUCACCUACAGCGACGGCGUCAAUCAAACAGUCCACUACUACAUCACGGACAGUGCCUCCGAGGCCAUCGGGAAGCUGGGGAACUUCUUCACCACAAAGGCAUGGUUCAACGACUCAUUAGAUCCCUUUGGUCGAGCCCCCUCUGUGAUCAGCUACGACCGCAUCGCAGACAAGCAGGUCGAGCAAGACCCUCGUGUCUGGAUAGCAGGGCUCAUGGACGAAGGCGGGUCAGGCGCGUGGCUGGCAACGUUGAUGAAGCAGUCUGUGCAGCCUGAGCCAGAACAGAUCACCAAAUUGGAGCAAUUCAUCGAGUACACUUUAUGGGGAGAUAUCCAAGUCCGCGAUAACCGCACCGGCCCAACGAAUACCAGCGCAGACAUUCAUGGCGUCCGCAAGAGCGUCUUUUUCUAUCAGCAGGACUAUGUUCCCGAUUACGAGUAUGACUCGUCCAUUGACUGGGGCAACUGGUGGAGCUGGAAUCGCGCGGACUCGUACUCUGUCGAUGGCCGAGCGUACAAUUACGUCCACGUCACUGCUGCAUAUUGGGCCAUGUAUCGGGUUGCCAGAGCAUAUCCCGGACUUGUAUCAGUGCACGAUUGGGAAUGGUACCUGGAUCAGGCGUACGAGACCGUCAUGCGAUGCUAUGUUCAAGACGAGACUGGUUAUUACUAUGUCGGAUACGCGUUGGUGGGCUUGAUGGGCGAAACGGUUUGGGGAGAGUUGCUGAAUGAUCUCAAGCGCGAGAACCAAACGGAGAAGGUGCGGCGGUUGGAAACGGUUAUGCAAGAUCGGGUCGAUUAUUGGGCCUCUCUCCCUGCGCCUUUCGGUAGCGAGCAGGCCUGGGAUUCCACCGGUCAGGAGGGUGUUUAUUACUGGACGAGAUACUUCGGCCACGAGGCACUCGUGAACAAAACGAUCAAUAGCAUCCUCGGGUACAUGCCUACGGUGGCGCACUGGGGUUGGAACGGAAACGCUCGUCGUUACUGGGAUAACAUAUAUGGAGGAAAGCUCCAGCGCUUCGAACGCCAGAUCCACCACUACGGAUCUGGCCUCAACGCCUUACCCCUGCUAUCCCAUUUUCGCCAUAACCCCCAAGACACGUACCUUCUGCACGUAGGAUACGGCGGCAUGAACGGUCCGCUCUCCAACAUCGACGAAGAGGGGUUUGCGUCUGCUUCGUUUCACUCAUGGCCUGAUACUCUUGCUUGGGACGGAUACAGCGGCGACUAUGGGCCAAAUUUCCUUGGUCUCGUGCUUGGCUCUGAGGUGUAUCUUGUCGACGAUCCAAAGCUCGGCUUGGUUGCAUACGGCGGGAACGUCAGGUCCUCUGAUAAUGAUUCCAGCAUCAUCGUCGCAACCAGGGAUGCAGUGAAGCAUCGCAUCUUUGUUGGCCCGCUCUCGCUCUCUGUUACCAUUGAUGCGGGUGCGAUCGAGGAGUUUGAGUAUGAUUCUGAAAAAGACACGGUCUCGCUGACGCUUGCGACAAAAUCAAGCUCGGCUCCUGUUACGGCUGCAGAGGUUGAGGCAGUGAUUGUUUGGGUGGAGGAUAUUAGCGGGUCGAGAGUAUAUGCUCUUGCUGGAGAGUAUGAGAGAGAGCGAGAGGGUUGGAAAGUGCCAUUUGGCGAUCAAAGCGAGGUCACUAUUGUGGUUGCAGCUCAGUAA
This is a messenger RNA of Aspergillus mulundensis, 2763 nucleotides long. RefSeq lists its product as uncharacterized. The transcript has 3 exons. The coding region runs from base 1 to 2763 and encodes 920 amino acids. The record is from RefSeq and is a predicted model, not a curated record. NCBI's taxonomy places the organism in Eukaryota, Fungi, Ascomycota, Eurotiomycetes, Eurotiales, Aspergillaceae.